AUCCUGUGGUCUGGUUUUCUUGCAAAUGAGUGGUGUCGUGUCAUCAGAUAAUACAAGAGAUGUGAGGUGACUGUCAUCAGUUUCAGGAGCUAUUUGAGAGGUGCAACCUAGUGCAUAGUAUAUUUGCAUAUAUGCAUGCAAGCGGAGACAAGUGCAAGAAGUGUUAUUUAUCUUGGGAGUCAUGGAAUGAAUUCAUCCAGGAAUUGAAGUUGAAAACACGUCUGUUUGCCAUGAUAUGUUUACUGUUCAUUUCAAUAAAAUUGUGACAAAUCUGAAGGAAUUAAAUGUAUUGGCAGGUGAAGAUGAAGCAAGAAUUUCUCACACUGUCACUGGCGCUAAACUAAAGUUUCUAGACCCCAUUCCUUUGACAGUAUACCAGAAUGGGUUCCUACUGUUCUCUGGUCCUUUUCGACCUUACAGUGAUCCAUUGUCUCAGCGUUUUAUUCAAGACAUUAUGGAUGGUUAUUUUCCCUCUGAGUUGCAAGACAGAUAUCCAGAUGGUGUACCAAUCACGCUGACUGACAAACGUGAGGUGAUAUUUCGGGAUAGACGACAUGAGACAGCUUUUCCUGGGUCAGGCGAAGUUCUAGGUGGAGAAGCAGGGCCAUCACAUCUAAUCACAACUGGUCAAUUAAGAACAGAAGGCAAGAAAACUAACGGGAUAAAAGAGACAAAUGAACCUCCAGGGGGAAUAGUACCAGUAGACAACUUUCUGGAUCGUCUUCCCAGAUCAGUUGUGAAAAAUGGUAAAGUAAUUGACAUUCGAUCAGACAUAUCACAGCAGUUGAAGCAUCGACCUGGUAGUGGAGUAGUAUCUGUGGUUGAUACUCCUGCUGUUCAAGCUAUCAGAGACGGUCGCUUGUCAGACAAAGACAUUACAACAUUGAGAGUGAAGUCAGAAGGAGGAGAUAAGACAUACAUUGUGAAAUUGAAAUUUAGUGACACGAUUCAAACUCUUCGUCAAUACAUAGACUCACAAAGGUCUGGAAAUGUAAAACCAUACUGCAUCAGGACUUCGUUUCCCAACAAGGUGUAUAACAAAGAAGAAGACACACUAGAACAGUGUGGACUCACACCCAAUGCCACACUCCAUUUAUCCCUCCUAUAAACAUGUAUGCUAUCUACAUAUUGUAUGUAAUAUAUAGCACUUGUAUAUUUGAAAAUAUAUGAUCAUAGACUAUGGCCUCAUGAAGGUUAUAUUUCAUAA
Molecule: messenger RNA, 1207 nt
Organism: Corticium candelabrum
Lineage: Eukaryota; Metazoa; Porifera; Homoscleromorpha; Homosclerophorida; Plakinidae
Product: UBX domain-containing protein 11-like
Exons: 10
Coding region: 236-1108 (290 amino acids)
Biological process (GO): proteasome-mediated ubiquitin-dependent protein catabolic process
Molecular function (GO): ubiquitin binding
Source: RefSeq, a predicted model, not a curated record